Molecule: messenger RNA, 2755 nt
Organism: Owenia fusiformis
Lineage: Eukaryota; Metazoa; Annelida; Polychaeta; Sabellida; Oweniidae
Source: the annotation of a GenBank genome assembly
CAUUGUGAUUGACGAUAGGCUAUGAAAUGAUAGCAUACCACAGAAUCAAAAUCACGACAUAAAUACACGAGGAAAUCAACACGACACAAAUUGUAAGGUCAUUAAAUGUUAGCACGAUGAAAACGAAAUAGUGAUGCAUAACCAACGAAGAUGUAGAGUGUCGUUUGGUUAAUUGAAUAAAUCAUAAACACACAAUGAUGUUCGUGAAAAUUUUGAAAACAUGAACUCAACCUUAUUUAAAGGACUCGUCACAUGGAAAGAUAUUUACGAGGCAUCAUAAAAUCGUGAUACACCGAGAUACAAGGUAACAGUUUAAACGUAUUUUUUGUUAUCACAAUCAUUCAAAAAGAGCAUCUUGCGUCCUAAACGACAACGCGUUACUGCUGACUGUGCGACACAAUCAAAACCAACCAAAACACAAUCAGUGGCUUUACUUAAAACCGGAUAGCAGAUGAUUGGCUGGAAUCGUUUUUUCCAAAACUGACGUCAUCAGUUGAUCAUAUAAUCACAUGGAGAUUACCUGAAAGGAUCAUAUAUCAUGACACGAAUCGGUUAUUUAAACCUGAUCUUAAGAGAGGCUCAAAACAUCGCUUAAUAAGCCGACGUCCAAAAGAGUUACAGUAAAUAUACAGAUUGGAAACAUGACAGAUUUGACACAAUAUUUAAAACGCACCUUUAAUAUAAUCAUUUACAUGGUGACCCUGCAUUCAAUGGUGCGUAGUGAUAUUCAACCGUACCCAGACGAUGUAGAGAUAUCCUCCAACUCCGCCUUUGGAGAAGUAAAGGUAGAGAAGGUUUCCCGGACAAGACAUAAAAGAGGGGCGGGUGAUAUUAGGAGCACUCUGGUAUUUGACCAGAAAGCGACAAUUAUUCUUGCCCACAAUCAAGCCCGCUCUUCUGUUUCACCAAAAGCUGCUGAUAUGCUAUUUAUGACAUGGGAUGAUGACUUAGCAAGUAUGGCCCAGGAGUGGGCGGAGAAAUGUACAUGGGAACAUGGAAAUCCUGAGCGGAAUCCCAAACCAUAUUCUUCUAUAGGGCAGAAUCUUUGGGCGGGCACAGGAUCACCAAGUGUGAAUGGGGCCGUGAACUCAUGGGAUAACGAGAGACGUUACUACACGUUCGACACCCGUGCUUGCCAGUCUGGUAAAGUGUGCGGACAUUACACACAGGUAGCAUGGGCGGAUUCUCAUAAAGUUGGGUGUGGUGCGGCACGUUGUACCAAGAACAGUCCAUUCUCAGCAUCAACGUGGAAUUAUGUUGUUUGCAACUAUGGCCCUGCGGGCAACUAUGUAGGGCGCCAUCCAUAUACUAAAUCCAGUACUUCAUGUUCAGCAUGUCCCUCCGACAAGCCUGUGUGCGAGAAUAAUUUAUGUAAACCAAGUGGAGUAUGCGGAGGACAAACUUGUUUUAACAAUGGGAAAUAUGUAACGAGUGUCUGUAUGUGCAACUGUACAACUGGUUGGACAGGAGUCACGUGUCAACAAUCCUUAUCCAAUCAUAUUACCGCAUCGUUGCUUAUCCCAAUAGUAACAUUUGUGCUGACAGUUCAUGGAUUUGGACGAAUGUGAUUCAAAUUCUACAAACUUGAUAACACCAUGGAGUUCAAAUGACGUGAUAACACGCAUGUCAAUUUUAUUUCGCGUGUAGUAUUCAACUUACUGAACAUUCCAAAAACAUUUAAUGUGGUUUAGAUGAAUUCUGUAUGUAUAUAAUUCAUGAUAUAAUUUUUAUAGAGUUUAUAAAAUUGAAUGAAGCCAGCGGACUGAUGUAAAUAGCUUUACUGUACUUAUAUUAUUAUAAAAUGUUAUAAUAUAUCAUGAUCAGUUUGUCGGGUUGGCUUGCUAAGUCAUUUGUUUUUGCAUUUCUUCCAGCCAGGGAGAGAAUGUAGGUCAUGAUACAGAGUGCAAUAAACAAUUCAUAACAAUGUAUUCUUAGUUCCUUUUUGGUCAGUUUCAUAAUUGAUUUUAUUUGAUUGAUUGCAACAUAGAAUUCGAAUACAAUAUGUACUUGAGGUAGUCUACCCUCCACUCCAUAAGUGUGGCAGCCCUUACUCUCUAACUUCGUGUUCAAUUCUGUUCAUGUUUGAAUUUUCAUUCAAAAAUCCUGUAAUAAUAAACAUUUCGAGUUGGAAAUAAUGAUUUAAUUAUAAUUGGUCGAAAAAUAAAGAUUUAAAUUUUACACUUAAAAGUCUUAUAAAUUGAAGAUUCGGAUCUAUUCUAUUCUUUCGAUUUAUAUUUUUUUCAAGUUACGAAAAUCAUCUUGGAUAUUAUCCAAGGUCUUAAAAUCAUAUUGUUAUGCGAGUAUGUACGAAAGUUGGAAUUAAUGGAUAUUCUGUUCCUGCAAUUGAUUUCGGGAAAGCCACAAAUUCUCACUUGAGAUAAUUUAUUUACAUUGGACUUGGGUAUAUUCCUCAGUGCCAAUGGGAAAGUUAGGGUUGCCAAACUUUUGGAAGUGAACGUGGGCACUUGUAGAUAUUUCAUCUUUCUAACGUUGGCCGAGUCCCGAUGGUGGUACUGUUAAGUGUAUGUUUUCAUAUUGAGGUAUAUGCCUAGUCGUCCCAUCGUAUAGCCAAUAUAGCAUUCAAUAAUGUUUCAGUAGUUUAACAUUAAAUAUAAGUUUAUAGUUUCAAAAUCAACAACGUAACUGAAUAAAAUAUAGUUCACGAAGGUUGAUUUUCGGUAAAUGAGGUCGUUGGACCCCCGGGGUUGGAACCUACUGAAGCGGUUCGGCUAGUUCUUCACACAUGGGAAUAGGA